Molecule: messenger RNA, 539 nt
Organism: Lontra canadensis (Northern American river otter)
Lineage: Eukaryota; Metazoa; Chordata; Mammalia; Carnivora; Mustelidae
Product: collagen alpha-1(I) chain-like
Exons: 3
Coding region: 3-539 (178 amino acids)
Source: RefSeq, a predicted model, not a curated record
GCAUGACUUCUACCAAGAUGCUGCUGCUCUUGCUGUCCAUGGCUUUGGUAGCCUUGUGCUCUGCUCAGGGCAUCAAUGACGAAGCCCCUCAAGAGGAAGAGCAGACACCCCAAUUAUUAGGAGAUGAUGAAUUAUUGGAAGAAAACCCAGAGGAAUCAAAAGGCAAAUCUCAAGAGGAAAAUGAGGAUGAGAGAGGCAAACCUGGAGAGAAAGGCCACGGGCAACCAAACAAGCCUCAUAACCAGGGUCUCCAGGGAGGCCCGAAAGGCCCAUUUGGCAGUGAUGGCCCAAAUGGCCCAGGUGGCCAACAAGGACCAGGUGGGCAACAAGGACCAGCUGGCCAGCAAGGUCCAGGUAACCAAGGUCAUCCUGGUGGUCAACAAGGACCAGCUGGCCAGCAAGGUCCAGGUAACCAAGGUCAUCCCGGUGGCCAACAAGGACCAGCUGGCCAGCAAGAACCAGGUGGCCAACAUGGCCCAGGUGCCCAGGGAGACCAGCAGGGAAGAGAUGACCAGCAUGGUCACCUCGGUGGCCAGUGA